This is a messenger RNA of Ipomoea nil (Japanese morning glory), 3672 nucleotides long. RefSeq lists its product as uncharacterized. Bases 1 to 3672 code for a protein of 1223 amino acids. The transcript is spliced from 5 exons. The record is from RefSeq and is a predicted model, not a curated record. Lineage: Eukaryota; Viridiplantae; Streptophyta; Magnoliopsida; Solanales; Convolvulaceae. Gene Ontology annotation, molecular function: nucleic acid binding; catalytic activity; zinc ion binding.
AUGUCACCUUUGAUGGAAAAAACGCUCUCGAAACAACGCUCACCGGAGGACGAGGAUCUGCUCGAACGGAGCACUAAGAAGUCGAAACGCGGCGGGGCUGAGCCAUCGAGGUUCAUGGAGACACACGUCGACGUAGUGCAAGAAACGCCUCUUGAGGCGAUGGUGAUGUGCGACGCAUCAGUAGACCAUUCGAGGCCGGCCCAACCACUGCGAUCGUUCAGAGAUGCUGUUGCCAGAAAUGCGAUCACAUUAGUCGACUCCUCUUUGGGAGAUCAGGCUGACGACGACAGUUCAUCCGACGAGGACCAAUCGGAGGAAGAUGAGGAUCCGUUGUGUCCGACCAUCAGAUUUACCAAGAGGGAAAAGGAGGCGAUCAGGGAGCCAUGGAGGCAAGUGCUCAUAAUCAAGGUAUGGGGAAAACGGGUAGGAUACUCUUUCCUCAUGCGGAAGCUCUGCGCGUUAUGGCGGCCCAAAGGCAGCUUUGAGAUGAUCGCGAUCGAUAAUGACUACUUUCUAGUCAAGUUUGGAUCCAAGGAGGAUCUAGACUUCGCCAAAUUCGAAGGACCUUGGAUGAUCCUUGAUCAUUAUUUGAUCGUCAAGGAAUGGGAGCCAAAUUUCGACCCCAUGACGGACAAAACGGAGAAGGUUCUGGUGUGGGUGCGGUUCCCUUGUCUCCCCAUCGAGUACUACAGCGGGAUAUUCCUUCGGAAGGUUGGUGACAAGAUCGGGCGUCCAGUCCGUGUUGAUCAUGCGACAAGCCAAGCAUCCAGAGGGAGAUUCGUGCGGAUCUGUGUCGAGAUAGACGUUACCAAGCCGUUGCUGUCCAAAUUCACGCUGGAGGGGAAGCGCCGUUUCAUAGCCUACGAGGGACUCCAUCUGGUCUGCUUCGGGUGUGGGAAAUAUGGCCAUGCACAAGAGGCAUGUCCGGCUACAAAGAGCACUGCGAUGGCAGGAGAGAUCGAGAGGGGGCCAGCCGUGGCAGAACAGGAAGCGGCAGUCCAGAGCAGUGCCGACGCGGAGACUACAGCGAAGCCUUAUGGGUCGUGGAUGGUGGUCACCAAACCUCAGCGACGGUUUCCCCAAAAGCCAGAGCAAGGCAAGCACCGUAAGGAGGGGGCGCCGAUGAGCCAGGGCAAAUCACGGUUCCAACCUCUGGACGAAUUACGUGAGAUGGAAGCUGCGGGAAUCGGAGGUGCUGAAGUGCCGGAGGUCGAAGUUGAGGGAGAAACUAGGGGUGACCAGACACAAGAGAUCAUAAAGAACGAUGGCCGAAAUAUAAGUAUUGGUAGGAAGCAGCGGAGGGCGAACGUGAUUGUCAAUGAGAAACAGAUCGACAACCAGAAGGAGGCACGCCAGCAUGCCACCACCAAGGGAAAGAAGAAGGUCAGUGACCUUCAGAGUGUGGCGGGGAACGGUUCAAGAAGGGCGGCAGAAGCAGAUGAACACGUUGUUGUGAGGGGAUCACAUGGAGGAAAGCUCAUCCAGACUGAAAGAGUGGUGGCCGUGUCUCUGGAUGGGGAGGAUCACGUCCAAGAAGGAGAUGGCACAAGAGAACAUCACAGCAACGAUCCCGAUGGCAUAGAUGAAGAUGGAGACGCUGUCAUGGAAGUGGACGGCGAACCAGGAGGGGGUCACGGAACCGACGCCGCUGGCGUCGACACUGGGGUGCAGGUACAGGAAGGAGGAGAGGAACCGUGGGCGUUCGCUAUUGUGUAUGGUAGCCCGGUACAUCAACUGAGAAAGCGGAUGUGGGAUGAACUCCAAAGCAGCAAGAGGAGGAUUAGUGGGCCUUGGCUCGUGGCAGGGGAUUUCAAUGCCGUCUCCUGCCAGGAAGAAACGUUAAAUUAUAAUGCUUACUCUACUCAAAGAAGUUCGGACUUUGUGGAUUGGAUAAGUGGGGAAGGCCUAAUUGACUUAGGGUUUAGUGGGCCUCGCCUAACUUGGGCUCGUGGAUCCGAUGUUGUCACUUCCAAAGGGGCAAGAUUGGACCGGGCCUUGUGCAAUGUGGACUGGCGACAAAGAUUCCCCGAAGCAUUCGUGCAACAUCUACCACGGGUAGUUAAACGGGCCUGGAUCCCAGGUGCGACAGUGCAGGGAAAUAUCAAUAAUGUACAGGCACACCUUAUAACCUGGAACAAGGAGGUGUUCGGGAGCAUCACGACUAGGAAAAGAAUCCUUCUAGCCCGUAUAGCAGGGAUCCAGCGGGCGUUGGCGACUUCGUUUCACAGAGGCUUGUUGAAGCUCGAGGGUAAAUUAAAAAGUGCCUUGGAGGAAGUGCUAUACCAAGAGGAACUAAUGUGGUUCCAACGGUCACGGGAGGAAUGGAUCGUAUCUGGUGACAGGAAUACUAAAUUUUAUCAUGCAGCCACCAUGGUACGCAAAGCGCAGAAUCGAAUCCGGGGAUUAAAAGAUGACUCCGGCAACUGGAUGUUUGAAGAAGAUGCCCUCCAACGUCAUGUCCAAGAUUUCUACAUGAACCUCUUCAGAGGGGACCAAGGUGCACACGUGGGGGCCAUGGGACGGGGCCUGUUUCCUACUCUUAACGCUGAGGACUGGCAGAUGUUCAAUAGAAAGGUAGACAAAGAUGAAGUUAAAACAGCUGUUUUCGACAUGAGCCCACUAAAGGCGUCAGGCCCAGAUGGCCUCCAUGCGGCCUUUUACCAAAGGAUGUGGGACGUAGUGGGCGACGAAGUGUUUGAGUUGGUAGCUUCGGUCCUUGAAACAGGCAAAAUGCCAGAGAAAGUGAAUGAUACUCUUAUUGUGCUUAUUCCCAAGGUUCAACUGCCAGAAACCAUCAAGCAGUUCCGGCCAAUUAGUUUGGUUGGGCCGUUCCAGAGCUCGUUCGUCCCGGGAAGACAAAUCAUGGAUAACGUGAUUUUGUUUCAAGAAGUGCUGCACUCCAUGCGCCUGAAGAAAGGGAAAACAGGCCUAAUGGCCAUUAAAAUUGACUUGGAAAAGGCUUAUGACCGUUUAAAUUGGGAUUUUAUUAAAGAUACCCUUGUUGAUGCAGGGUUUGAAGCAGGAUGGGUGCGGGCGAUCAUGGAAUGUGUCAGCACUCCCACUAUGUCCAUUGUAUGGAAUGGAAAUCGCACGGAUCAGUUCAAACCUGGGAGGGGAGUACGCCAAGGGGACGCGAUAUCUCCAGCUCUGUUUGUACUUUGCAUUGAGCGCCUCUGUCAAUCUAUAUCCGCUGCGGUGAACAGCGGAGCGUGGAAAGGGAUCCGUUUGGCGCCCUCGGGGCCGGUCCUAUCUCAUUUAUGUUUCGCAGACGACAUGGUGCUAUUCUCCGAAGCAACUAUUGAUCAAGUCAAUGUCAUUAUGCGCUGCCUGGAUUUGUUUUGUGAGGCGUCGGGGCAAAAAGUCAGUUUUGCUAAGUCGUCAGUCUAUUUUUCGAGCAACACUAAUGAGAUGUUGGCGCAGGAAAUAUCCAAUGCGCUGCAUAUGAUGAAAACCACAGACCUUAGCCGCUACCUCGGAGUACCAGCGAUACACGGGCGGGUAACGCAUGGGCUGUACAAUGGACUGAUCGAGAGAGUUGCAGCCAGAUUAGACGGGUGGAAGUCAAAAAACCCUCACUUUGGCUGGGCGAGUCACGAUGGCAAAAGCUGUUCUCAGUGCAAUGCCUAUGUACACCAUGCAAACGGUGUGGAUGCCGAUAGGGAUUUGCGAUAA